ACCACCGGUAAAAAUAAUUCAUAUGGAGCCUAAACUAAUCAGAUUCAGCCACGUUGCUCCACCAGCCCCAUGCAGCAGUGUAAGUCUACACUACAGUACACCACCGCUCAGUGAUCAAUCACAAUCCAGGCAGGCAUAAGAAUUUUACUAUUUUUAUUGGAGAAAUCAGAAGGUCUUUUGAGGGAAGAAACGAUGGAAUUUGGCGGAAGAAGCUAAUACGCAACCCAGAAACGUGUUAUUCAAUUGCUGUGAGGUGGUUUCACGGAACGGUGAAGGGAUUGGGAAACGGUUUGUCCUUUCCCUCUUUUAUUUAAGGGCAAAUAACUCGUGUUUGGCCGGAAGAAAGGAGUUUGUGGAUUCCAGAAAGCGCCAAGGAGGAAGGAGUGAAGACAAAAAAAAAAAACUAGACACAGGAGCAGCAGGCACCAAGGAUACCGUGACAAUCGAGCCCGGCCUGGUUCUACUUGAGUUUGUGCGUGACAGAGAGACUCGGACUCAAGAAGAAGACUUCCUCCCUUCCUUCCUUCCUCCUUGCUUUUUGUACCGCGUCUUGGUCGAUCGUAGCUGCGCGCGUGCUGGUCUUCUUCUCUUUCGCCAUUUGAGGGCUCGAGUUUAAAGUUGGAUUUGGCUCUCUCCUACUGCUAUCUUCUUUUUCCUUCCGUCCAGAAGGGUUCUCAUUUCUCGCUGAAUUCCGCGGUGAAGUUGGAUCCUUUUUGAGGUAGGUUCCUGGGUUUUCUUUCUAGAGCUCUCCUGAUUCUGUACUUGAUUUCUGGUUUCCAGCGGUGUGUUUGUCUUCUUUUUGCUGGAAGGAACAAGGAAAAUAUUGGUCUUCUGAUUUAGGAGUUGAAUUCUGCCUGUGAAUAUAGUAGGAAACGAGUUGAAUUGUGAUCGGGUACAUCUUCGAGUACUUGAUGAUUGUUGAUGUCGGUUGUUCAUAACAUUGACCUGUUGACUGUUGAGCUUGAAUAGCAACUAAGUAGGAUGAUUUCUGGACUAGUGGUUCCUAUUACUGGAAGCAGCAUCUUACAUGGGGUUUCCUCCCAGUGAUUCUUUGGCCGAGCUAGGAUGUUGCUCUUGUUAAUAUUCUUUCCCAAAUGAAAUUUCUUGUUUGUGUCUCUGAUUUAUUAGGCUGAGCUGCUACCCCUACCGUCAGUAAAAAAUUGGUAACUGUGCUCUUCUAGUCCACAAGGAGAUGGGAUCCGAAGGACCAAAGUCUGUGGUGAUUCACGUAACUGGGUUUAAGAAAUUCCAAGGCGUUGCCCUGAAUCCCACCGAGACCAUUGUGAAUAGGCUCGAGGAUUACGUGGGGAAGCGAGGAUUGCCUGCUGGCGUUACACUAGGGAGCUGCACGGUUCUUGAGACUGCUGGAGUUGGAGCCCGAGACAUGCUGUACCAGACCCUCGAAUCGAGCACUGUAACUACUGCUGCAAAUGCUGGAAAGAAUGAGCCAGUUGUUGUGUGGCUUCACUUAGGAGUGAACAGUGGGGCAAUGAAGUUUGCCAUUGAGCGACAGGCAGUGAACGAAGCCACAUUUCGAUGUCCAGACGAGAUGGGAUGGCAACCUCAGAAUUGCCCUAUUAUCCUGGAAGAUGGAGGCACUACCUCUGCAAGAGAGACGUGUUGCUCCAUCGACGAAAUCCUGAAGUUACUGAAGAAGAAAGGCUUCGACGUGACCAUAUCCGACGAUGCUGGCCGAUUCGUCUGCAACUACGUGUACUAUCACUCCCUGCGGUUCGCCCAGCAGAAGGGCCACAUAGCUCUUUUUGUUCACGUUCCACUUUUCUCGAGAAUUGAUGAGGAAACCCAGAUGCAGUUUGUGACGGCUGUUGUGGAGGCUAUAGGAUCAACAUGUUAAUAAUGUGUACCCAUUGGUAAAGAUCACUCUAAUCUCUUACCCAAGCUUGUGUGGGUUGUUGUACUGUCAUAUUGAGGUGCCAAGCAAAAGCGGCUCUGUUACCUCACCAUCGUAAUAAUAGAAAAUGCAAAAUAUGAGAUAGUUUCCUUCGUUAAAUCUCUCCUCUUUUUCAUCUGAAUCCGGAGCCGGUCUCUCUCUCACUCAGUAUGACAAGAAAAUUGAUAGCUUGAUAAAAUCCGGUCAGUUUGUUGUACUUGUCUCUUAUAAUAUGCUGGUUUCGGGUCAUGUAAAUAUGGAGUUAUACAGCAUGCUUUGUGGUUUUACCACGAGGUGGCUUCCCAUGGUAUCAGAGAGAAUGAAUCGACGGUUUGCUCUGUGUUGAGUAUGUGGUGAUGAUGCGGGGGUUUUCCUGGAAGGGAUUCAAGUCCACUGAAGGGAGGUUAAGCGCGUGUUCUGUUGUAAUGUUUUUGUUGGGAGCUCACUGGUUGAUCUUUAUAUGGAUCCAGGACUUGAUAAUCUAGCUUUACAGUCGUUUCAUGAAUUGCCUGUGAGAAACGUAGCCACUUGGAAUUUGGUUUUACGUUGGAUCUCUGAACUGGGUAGAUCCGAUGAGUUGGUGUUCAAACUGUAUAAUAGGAUGAAACUAGAAGGGUUGGAGAAAACGGGGUUAAGUUUAGCUAUUUGAUUUGCGGAUGUUGCGAGGAGAGGUUUACCAACAAAGGGAAGAAGAUGCAUUGCCAUGUGAUCAAGCCUGGAUGGAAAGAAUCAAACAUUUUCGUUGCUAAUGCUUUUGUGGAUUUUUACUUGGCUUGUAGACAUAUGUCUGAUACCAAGAGAUCUUUGAAGUUAUUCAUGCUCAAGAUGUUUUGUCAAGGAAUUCAAUGCUGGCACCUUUUGAAAAUGAGAGAUCGGUGCUUGAAGCCGUUGAAUUGUUCAACGCAAUGCAAUUUUGUGGGAAGAGGCCCUCUGUUCGUUCUUUGGGCUCUUUAAUUUCGCCAGCAAAACUGCUGAUAUUCUGCUUGGGAAGCAAUUUCAUUCCUGGGUCUUACAGGUCAGUUUUCCUGUGGGAAGUGGCCAUGUUCAAUCUGGGUUGAUCGAUAUGUACGGGAAAUGCAGGGAUAUUGAGAGCUCAGUGUCUGUUUAUGAAUGUGUUAAACUUGGGAGUGUUGAACUCACUGAUGACCUAUUUGCUUCACUGUGGCGUUGUCUGAGGAUGCUAGUGAGAUGUUUGGUUUGAUGAUAGAUGAAGGAACUGUUCUUGAUGAGGUCUCCCUUUCCACAGUGCUGAAAGCUUUAUCACCUUCCAGUUCUCGAGCUUGGCCAGCUGCAGUUUGGUGCACUGAAAACUAGGUUUUGAAACUCAUGUUGCUGUCUCUUCCUCCUUGAUUGAUGCAUACUCAAGGGCUGGUUCCGCUAAAUUCCCUGGAAAAGUGUUUUGAUCAACUUCCCUCGUCGAAUGUAAUCUGUUGCACAGCGAUGAUAAGUGGAUAUGUUCACAAUGGAAGGGGAAGGUAGGGGCUAUAGAUGCUUAAAGAGAUGAUAUUUGAAAGCGCUGGCGCCUGUACGGGAUAUCUCCUGAUAGACAGCAUUCCUCCUGUAUGGUGGAUCUAUUGGGGUGUGCAGGUAUGUUGAGUGAAGUGGAGGAGUUUGUGCAACAGGCUCCUGGAAAAUGGUGAUUGUGUGUUCUAGAGUUCAUUGCUGCAAAACUGCAACAACCAUAAGAAUUAAAUGGUGGAAAGAAGGGAAGCAAAGGUCCUGUUGGAUCUUGCAGGUAUCUAACUACUACGCUGAAACUGGGAAUAUGAUUUGUCAAUGAAGAUAAGAGAAACUG
Linum trigynum is the source of this 3686-nucleotide messenger RNA. Lineage: Eukaryota; Viridiplantae; Streptophyta; Magnoliopsida; Malpighiales; Linaceae. The record is from the annotation of a GenBank genome assembly.